Messenger RNA from Plectropomus leopardus (leopard coralgrouper), 2076 nucleotides. RefSeq names its product solute carrier family 2, facilitated glucose transporter member 4-like. Gene Ontology annotation, biological process: dehydroascorbic acid transport. Lineage: Eukaryota; Metazoa; Chordata; Actinopteri; Perciformes; Serranidae. Gene Ontology annotation, cellular component: perinuclear region of cytoplasm; endomembrane system; plasma membrane. Gene Ontology annotation, molecular function: D-glucose transmembrane transporter activity. The record is from RefSeq and is a predicted model, not a curated record.
ACCCUGCAGCACAGGACGCACCAGCCUGAUCACUUUGGGCUUUCCUUUUGGAUUUUACUUUGCCGUUCGUGCUUUGUUGCUAAAGUGGGAAAGGUUUGACUCGGGCUUGUUGUCCUUUUGCGGGAGUUUCACGUGUCUCCAGUUGGCACCAGACGCAUCUGUCACCGACUGCAACUGGGUGCCUGGAGCUUCAAAAGUCAUGCCGGCCGGGUUUCAGCAACUCGGAGGAGAGACAUUGACUGGAACCUUUGUCCUCUCAGUCUUCACUGCUGUCCUGGGAUCCCUGGAGUUUGGGUACAAUAUCGGCGUCAUCAAUGCACCUCAGAAGAUCAUUGAGCAGGACUAUAACGCUACGUGGGUGCUCCGGUAUGGAACGCCCAUCCCCCCAGGGACCCUCACCUCCCUCUGGUCCCUGUCUGUGGCCAUCUUCUCCAUUGGUGGCAUGCUGUCCUCCUUCUGUGUGGGCUUCGUCUCCGAGUGGCUGGGCAGGAGGAAAGCCAUGCUCAUAAACAACAUGUUGGCCUUUAUUGGGGGAAGUCUGAUGGGGUUGUCAAAGCUCUGCCGCUCCUUCGAAAUGCUGAUCCUUGGGCGCUUUAUCAUUGGUGCCUACUGCGGGUUGGCUUCAGGCUUGACACCUAUGUAUAUUGGUGAGAUAGCUCCAACAAGCCUGCGAGGGGCGCUGGGCACGCUGCACCAGCUGGCUAUAGUUACUGGUAUUCUCAUAGCACAGAUCCUCGGUCUGGAGUCGUUACUGGGUGUUGAGGAUUUGUGGCCAGUUCUAUUGGGUGUAGCCGUCGUGCCGGCCGUACUUCAGAUGGCACUUCUGCCUUUCUGCCCUGAGAGUCCCCGCUUUCUCUACAUCGUCCGCUGCCAGGAGCACCAAGCCAAGAGAGGCCUGAGGAGACUGACGGGCAGGCUGGAGGUUGGUGGCAUGCUGGCGGAGAUGAAGGAGGAGAAGAGGAAGAUGGACAUGGAGAGGAAGGUGUCCAUCCUGGAGCUCUUUCGCUCUCCACUCUACCGUCAGCCCAUCAUCAUCGCCAUCCUGCUGCAGCUAUCUCAGCAGCUGUCUGGGAUCAACGCUAUUUUCUACUACUCCACCAGUAUCUUCAUGAAGGCAGAAGUCCAGAGUCCAGUCUACGCCACCAUAGGAGCAGGCGUGGUGAACUGCGCCUUCACGGUGGUCUCACUCUUCCUGAUAGAGAGGAUGGGUCGACGGACGCUCCACAUGCUGGGACUUGCUGGGAUGUGCAUCUGUGCCAUUGUCAUGACCAUGGCUCUGGCUUUGUUGGAAAGUGUUCCAGCGAUGAGCUACAUCAGCAUGCUGGCCAUCUUUGGCUUCGUGGCCUUCUUCGAGAUUGGUCCGGGUCCCAUCCCGUGGUUCUUCGUAGCUGAGCUUUUCUCUCAGGGUCCAAGGCCGGCUGCCAUGGCUGUGGCCGGCUUCUCCAACUGGACCUCUAACUUUAUCAUUGGCAUGUGCUUCCAAUAUGUCGCUAACCAGUGCGGGCCAUACGUCUUCCUCAUCUUCGCAGCACUCCUCCUCUUCUUCCUUAUCUUCACAUUCUUCCGGGUGCCAGAGACACGGGGCAAAACCUUCGACCAGAUCGCAGCAAACUUCCAUCAGCACUCUGCAGGAGGAAUGAUGGAUAUGGACAUGAACAUGGACAUGGAUUUGGACAAGCCCAGCACCGAGCUGGACUACUUGGGGGAGGAAAGCAUCAACUGAAGACUCUGCCUGGAGAGAGAUGGGACUGAGUACAGCUUGGGACUCUGUAUGUGGGCUUGAAAUGUAUAUUGAGGUCAAUUGUUGUAUUCAUAUAGAUUGUGGUGCCAAAGCAGUGUUAAAGGUGUGACAAUGUGGGUGCUUUGGAAUUGUCCCUUGUUGGUACCACUGCAAUAUGAGGUUACAAAUUUUAGCCUCCACAAAGGCUAAAACCUAUGGGUUACUUACUACUGUAGUUUGAAGGAAUAAGAUGGACAUUAGAGCAAAGUGUGUGGACUGUUCAGGCAUUAACUGCCCAUGAGGUAGGAUUUUAUUCCAUGGUGAUGCACUCUGUGGCAAUACUGACAGACGGAGGU